This is a messenger RNA of Sitodiplosis mosellana (orange wheat blossom midge), 1429 nucleotides long. RefSeq lists its product as uncharacterized. The transcript is spliced from 2 exons. The record is from RefSeq and is a predicted model, not a curated record. Bases 166 to 1116 code for a protein of 316 amino acids. NCBI's taxonomy places the organism in Eukaryota, Metazoa, Arthropoda, Insecta, Diptera, Cecidomyiidae.
GUGUUGUAUACAUGAGACAAAGAUCGACUUGGAGACACAAUUAUUAUCGACAUUUCGAGAUCUGUUCUUGAUAUUAUUCAGCCGAAUUACCGUUACUCUUACAGACAGAUUAUUCGUGUUAUUUUGACUUAAUUGCCUAAAUACCACCUCGGCCGUACAUUGGAUAUGCGUGAUUCAAAUUGCCGUGGUAAAAAACAGAAAAUUAACGCUUCACAAAUGCUAUUGUCAAAACGGCCUACAACGAAAAUGAUGACAACAACGGUUAUGAUCCCGUAUAUUUAUUUAGUGUGCUUAAUCAGUAGUUUAGAUUUAAUUGCACAAUGCCAGUGUUCUCAAAGUGCCAAUCACAGCCAGACUAGUGAAAAUCCAAACUACGAUGUGCAAGAACAAUCGAGAAAACUGUCCAACGAUGAUGUGGAAUCGGUUACGACGUACACGAAUCUGUUGAGUGACACACAUCCAGCGGCAAUUAUUGGCGAUCACAUAAUGAAGGAAUUUCAGUAUUACAACGAACCGAUUGAAAUUACAACACCACGGUACGAUCCACCGCCAUCGAUUGAUGUGCCCAGCAAUCAUCAGCCGGCACAUCAAAUCGAUUUGCACCAAUCGUAUUUCCCGCAAUUGGAAACCGUUCCUUAUAUUGCGAAUGUUCCAAGCAUUCCGAGCAUCCAGAGUGAUGCUUAUAUUGCACCGCCACCAAUCGCACCCGCUGGCCAAAAUCAUUUAGUGAAAGUUACGCGUGAACCAUUUUGGGCACCAGAAGUGUACAAGCUCGAAAAUCAAUACAUCGAAACAUUUCGAAGUAUUAAAACAUCCGUUAUGGGGAUGUACUAUCGCAUGCAAAAUUUUAUUAGCUACAUCAUGAGCCUGUUCACGCUAGAAAAUUCGCCGAUAGUGGAAGGUCGUAAAAAGAAAGGCCCAGGAAAAUUGAAGAUCAAGAAAAAGUUCAAGAAAUUCAUCAUUCCACUUUUGAUCGCGUAUAAAUUGAAAUUCUUUGCGCUGAUACCAAUUCUGAUCGGAGGACUUGUUCUAUUGGUGGGCUCGACUGGAAUGGCUGGCUUUUUCUUUGCACUCUUUGCAGCGGUUAUUAGUUUGAAAGGAGGAAGCGGACACUAAAAUGUUAAAAACAACCAUCGCUUAGCAUGAGUGCGUUGAGAGUUGAAAAUUUGAAGGAAAAAAAUGCUCAAAAAAGAUAUUAACAAGCACAACCGAUUGUAACAUGUAAUUGACCGUAAAAAUCAAGACAAUCCGAUUUCUAGUAAAUUGAGAAAGUGCAAAAUUAUAUGGGAACCCCCAGUAAAAUUUUCCUCGUUUUAAGCUGAAAAUUAGGUUUAAAAUCUUUUAUAAAAUUAACGACAGUCUUAAAUGUAUAAUUGUAAUGAGGUUAAUGUCCUGAAAAUAAAGUAUUUAUUUAAUUUAUUCCACUGAA